CUCACACUUAACUUUUUCUUGUGGAAGACUGACACUUAGACAGUUACAAAGACACCACCAUCAUCUUCCCACAUACGCUACUUCAAAAUCCUUCAGACCAAGAACAUACACACACGCACACCCACACUUUCUCUCCUCUAAUAAAAACUCUAGCAAAAAAAAAAAACUGAGUUGGAUCAAAGAUAUGUAUUCACCGGAAUCUUGGGUCACAGUCACAUACCCCAACAAGACCGUAAUAAUACCCAACAAGACCCUAACAAUACCCAACGAAUUAUCAGAUGAUGAAGUCAUCACAGACAUGGCCACAUCCGUUAGAGCAGUUGAACAAAUAUUGAAUUACAAAUUCAAGAAACCCAAACUCCUUGAAGAAGCCUUAACUCAUUCUUCUUGCAUUUAUUCUCCUUCAUACCAACGCCUCGAGUUUGUUGGUGAUGCUGCUCUUGGUUUAGCCGUAUCGAAUUACGUUUAUUUGGCUUACCCGGGACUUCACACUGGUCAACUCUCUCUCCUUCGCGCCGCUAAUAUUAGCACUGAGAAACUUGCUAGAGUCAGCGUUAAACAUUGUUUUUAUAAAUAUGUCCGCCACAAUAUCAUUGGCCAUGAUUUAAAGGUGAAAGAAUUCGUGAUAACGGUAGGACAGGAGGAGCAGGCAGAGUUCCAUGGAGGAGCAAUGAAGGCACCGAAGGUUCUUGCUGACAUUGUGGAGUCGGUGGCUGCCGCUGUAUAUGUGGAUUGUGGCUUUGAUCUGAAGGCUCUUUGGGUGAUAUUUAGAGGCCUCCUCGAGCCUAUUAUCACGCUGGACUUGUUGUCACAACAACCGCAGCCUGUAACCAUGCUGUAUGAGCUUUGCCAGAAAGUCGGGCACCAAGUAGAUAUAAAGCAUUGGAGAAAAGGAGAGAAAGACAUAGCUAGUGUUUAUGUUGAUGGUCAGUUUAUUGGCUCCGCUUCUUCUGAGAACAAGGAAAAUGCUAAACUUCACGCUGCAAGGGCUGCGCUCAAAAAGUUGGCCUAUAAAUCUACUGGUAAGUUGGAUAUUGAAGUCCAACCAAACACAGAGAUUGAAGGAGCAAAGCAGAAGCUCAAUGAGCUAUGUGGAAGAAAGAAAUGGCCCGUACCAACUUACAGAAUCGAGAAACAGGUAGGUCCUGCUCACGAUAAGAGGUUUAUAUGUUCUGUGCAAGUUGCAGUUGCUGAAGGUGUGCUUGUCACGGGAGAGGAGAAAUCGCGAGUAAAAGAUGCAGAGAAUUCUGCUGCUUCAGCGAUGAUUUGGGGUCUGCAAGAUUCUAGGCUCGAAAACCCCGUUCAGAAAACAAAUCUUAAUUAUUCGAUCAGAACUAUGUAUUCGCCAGAAUCUUGGGUGACAGUAACAUACCCCAACAAGACCCUAAUAACAUCUGAUGAUGAAAUCAUCACAGACAUGGCCACAUCAAUUAGAGCAGUCGAACAAAUCUUGAAUUACGAAUUCAAGAAACCCAAACUUCUCGAAGAAGCCUUAACUCAUUCUUCUUGCACUGAUUCUCCUUCAUACCAACGGCUCGAAUUCGUUGGUGAUGCUGCUCUUGGCUUAGCCGUAUCUAAUUACGUUUAUUUGGCUUACUCGGAACUUGACCCUGGUCAAUUAUCUCUCCUUCGCGCCGCUAAUAUUAGCACCGAGAAACUUGCUAGAGUCGCUGUUAAACAUUGCUUUUAUAAAUAUGUCCGCCACAAUACCACUGGCCUUGAUGAAAAGGUGAAGGAAUUUGUGAUAACGGUAGGACAGGAGGAGCAAGCGGAGUUCCAUGGAGGAGCAAUGAAGGCGCCAAAGGUUCUUGCUGACAUUGUGGAGUCAGUGGCAGCUGCUGUAUAUGUCGAUUGUGGCUUUGAUCUGAAAGCUCUCUGGGUGAUAUUUAGAGGCCUGCUCGAGCCUAUUAUCACGCUGGACUUGUUGUCACAACAACCGCAACCUGUAACCAUGCUGUAUGAGCUUUGCCAGAAAGACGGACACCAAGUUGAUAUAAAGCAUUGGAGAAAAGGAGAGAAAGACAUAGCUAGUGUUUAUGUUGAUGGUCAAUUUAUUGUCUCCGCUUCUUCCGAGAACAAGGAAAAUGCUAAACUUCACGCUGCAAAGGCUGCACUCAAAAAGUUGGCCUAUAAAUCUACCGGUAAGUUGGAUAUUGAAGUCGAACCAAACACUGAGAUUGAAGGAGCAAAGCAGAAGCUGAAUGAGCUAUGUGGAAGAAAGAAAUGGCCCGCACCAACUUACAGAAUCGAGAAACAGGUAGGUCCUGCUCACGAUAAGAGGUUUAUAUGUUCUGUGCAAGUUGCAGUUGCUGAAGGUGUGCUUUUUGUGAUGGGAGAGGAGAAGUCGCGAGUAAAAGAUGCAGAGAAUUCUGCUGCUUCAGUGAUGAUUUGGGGUCUGCAAGAUUCUAAGCGCAGUUAACGGUACACUGUCUGUGGUAGUUCAAAUAAUUGCAUCUUUGGGCUAGGUAGACGGCAAGAAAGGUUGUAAAAUGUGUUGUGUUAUUAGUGUUCAUAUAAUUAGAAAUCGAUGACUUGUUUAGUUUCUAGUGCUUGUGUGGCACUCUUCUUUGUUGCUAUAAUAUGGUGAAUAAGUAGUGAAAUGUUGUUGUAGCUCCAUCUUAUCAGGAUAAUGAGAUUUGGGCAGUACAAAGAAGAUUUACACAGUUGUAGCACAAACUAUUAUAUAGCACAUGGCGAGAUGCUUCACCUCUA
Molecule: messenger RNA, 2712 nt
Organism: Lycium barbarum (goji berry)
Lineage: Eukaryota; Viridiplantae; Streptophyta; Magnoliopsida; Solanales; Solanaceae
Product: ribonuclease 3-like protein 3
Exons: 8
Coding region: 185-2419 (744 amino acids)
Biological process (GO): siRNA processing
Cellular component (GO): cytoplasm; nucleus
Molecular function (GO): RNA binding; ribonuclease III activity
Source: RefSeq, a predicted model, not a curated record